Molecule: messenger RNA, 2944 nt
Organism: Hypoxylon trugodes
Lineage: Eukaryota; Fungi; Ascomycota; Sordariomycetes; Xylariales; Hypoxylaceae
Product: Piwi-domain-containing protein
Exons: 5
Coding region: 1-2874 (957 amino acids)
Molecular function (GO): nucleic acid binding; protein binding
Source: RefSeq, a predicted model, not a curated record
AUGCCGCCUAGAGAUAAGGGCAAAGGAAAAGGCCAGAACUGGAGUCAAGGCCAAGGCCAAGGUCGAGGUCGAUACCAGGGCCACUCUCAAAGUCAAAUAUCGUACCAAGGUCAUGGCGGGCAUCAAAGCUCGCACCGAGAACAGGGAAACAGAGGCGGUCGUGGAGGCUACAGACAGGCAUCUACAAACAAGGGAGAGAUAGCAGAGAUAUUUAAAAAGGAGCCUACCAGUCCGUCCAAAGAGGUUACAAAAGCCGAAAAUGAACUCCAGGCUAGUAUACAGAAGCAGACCAACGGCGAGCCUCGUAUGCCCGGAAGGCCGGGUUUUGGCACUUUGGGAACGCCGGUGAACCUUUGGGCCAACUACGUGGAGCUUAAGGCUGAUCCUAAGGUAACGAUAUACCGAUAUAGUAUCAGCUUCGGUGACCCGAAGAAUAAACCAACUGGUAGAAAGCUCUUCCGCACUAUUAGACUACUUCUCGACACCGUCAAAGAGUCUACAGCCGUUACUGAUUUCGCCGAUAUUCUCAUCUCGCUCAAGGAAAUCGAGGACGAGAAGACUUACGAUGUCGUCUAUUAUAAAGAGGGUGAAGCUGUCACAUCAGGAAAAUCGCAGACAUACCAGAUAAAGCUCAAACUAGAGAAGGUAUUCCCAAUUUCAGAACUGGUCGACUACUUGAAGAAUCCUCAGCAGACGUACCCAAAGGACCUUGUCAUUCAGACGCUGAAUAUCUUCUUGAAUUUUCACCCCAAGAUUUCUGAAAAACAUUACAUUGUUGGGUCUAGCAAAGCCUUCCCACUCGACGAUAGAAACCGUGUACGUAGUGUCUUCAAAGGGCUGUUAGCUAUGAAUGGCUAUUACACAAGCAUGCGGUUUGGGGCUAGGAGACUUCUUGCAAAUAUAAAUGUUGCUUGGGGGCCAUUUUACCGCGAGGGGGAACUCACCAGAUUGAUGGACGAUUUUUGGGAACAAAAGAAGGAAUGGGAAUUUACAGCGCUGGGCAAACAUCUCGGGAGAGUCAAAAUCGAGUAUAAGAUUCGAAAACGAGUCAAAACCAUCUUUGACCUCGCUUCGACAAAGGACGGCACCCAAGAAGGUAGCACUGAGAAGAUCGAAAAUCCGCCUAGGGUAUUGAAAUACGGAGCUCUGGCUCAUGAGGUGGAGUUCUAUCGUGAAAAGAAGCCUAAAGAGGGCGGAAAGAGUACAUGGGAAUAUAUCAGUGUCUACGAUCACUUUAAAGAAAUCGGGAAGCCUGUCCAGAAUGAUAUUUAUCCAGUAAUUAAUGUUGGCACACGCCAAGAUCCGGUCUAUUUACCGCCUGAACAUUGCACGGUUGUGGCUGGACAGAGGGCAAAGAAUCUGACUCAUUGGCAGCAUGCAAGAAUGGUCGAGGUAGCGACUAGAGAUCCACUGAUAAACGCGACCGAUAUCUAUUCGAAUGCCUUGGAGGCGCUUAGCUUCGUCAAGGCUAAUGAUAAAAUGAAAGCAUUUGGUUUUAGUGUCCCUGACAAAAAAUUAAUCACUGUUAGCGGUCGUGUCUUGGGCCAACCGACCGUUAAAUAUUAUAGUGGCGAACCUCAAAACAAUUACAAAUGGAAUCUGAGAGGGCAGAAACUGAAUGCUGGAGGCAAAUCUGCGUGCUGGAAGUGGAAAUGUGUAGCUAUAAUCCAGUCGUCAAAAAAUUUGGGCUACGAUCUAGGUAGGCUCCGGGAAAAUUUGGGGAAAAUGGGGAUCACUAUCACAGGGGACAACCAGGCACAUUUCAUCAACGCGGAUGGUACGCUCGAAACCAGACUCAGGGCGUUUUUUCAAGAUGCCAUGAAUAAUUUCGACUUCUUCUUGGUAGUCCUGCCGGACAAAAGUGGGACAUACCAUAUUGUCAAGAGGCUGGCCGAUAUCGAAAUUGGAGUCAAGACGGUCUGCAUCCUCGCGAACGUGUUGUCGGAUAAUAAGAAGAAUACUCCGAGUCUCGCUGGGAACCUCGCUCUGAAACUCAACUUGAAAUUUGGGUACGGGAAUCAAACAGUUCAGAGCCCAAAUCUAGGCCAGAUUAUCGACCUAGAGGAGACGAUGAUCGUAGGAAUUGAUGUUACGCAUUCACCGGUCCAUGGGGAUUCUAGCAUUGCGGGGAUGGUAGCAAGCUGCGAUCCGCGACUUGCGCAAUGGCCUGCUGUUCUACGACGCCAAGUUGAGGCCCGUCAGGAGAUGGUGUCACACCUACAGGAGAUGUUCACGACUCGGCUCAGACUAUGGGCAAAUAAGAAUAAUAAUAAAUACCCACGGAACAUACUCGUUUACCGCGAUGGUGUCUCUGAAGGCCAAUACAGCCAGGUUCUCAAGAAGGAACUUGAACAACUGAGGGAGGCCUGUAAGAGUAUUUACAGGAAUGGGGAAACGCCAAAUAUCACCAUUAUUAUCGUUGCCAAACGGCAUCACACCCGAUUCUUCGUAAAUAAGGAGGAGGAGAAGGGUAAGAAAAAUAACACGGGGAAUCCAGCGCCAGGGACAGUCGUUGAUCGCGGGGUGACUGAAGCCGUCACUUGGGAUUUCUUCUUGCAGCCUCACAACCCAUUUAAGGGUGUAGCUCGCCCAACUCAUUAUUUUGUUGUAUACGACCAAAUAUUUCGGGAAUUGCACAAGCAGAACGCAGCCAAUCAACUUGAGCUUUUCACUUUGGGCUUGUGCUACUUAUUCGGCCGCACAACCAACGCCGUUGGCGUUUGCACACCAGCAUACUAUGCGGAUCUCGUUUGUGAGAGGGGUAAACACUAUUACAAAAAUAGGGCUGCUACUCAGGAGACGGGCGAUGCCAUUCCCGGAAGUAAUGGUCUCACAGUCCACGAAAAUCUCAAAGAUGGAAUGUUCUACAUCUGAGGAGUUGGUGGCGGCAUGAGGAAUAGCCCUUGGGGCUCUUGUUCUUGAAUUGCGAUGGUUUAUGGUUUCU